Colletotrichum godetiae is the source of this 1446-nucleotide messenger RNA. RefSeq names its product thioesterase superfamily protein. The transcript is spliced from 3 exons. Bases 322 to 1206 code for a protein of 294 amino acids. Lineage: Eukaryota; Fungi; Ascomycota; Sordariomycetes; Glomerellales; Glomerellaceae. The record is from RefSeq and is a predicted model, not a curated record.
AUCCAGGCGGAAACCCCAUUGAUGCAUACUUUUUGGCUAGGUGUUUUUUUCGCAGCGCUCGCUUAAUGAAAUGUCGUUUAGUGAGAUGAUACGAAAUCUAGGUGCUGGGACGGAUUCCUAUGCCGCAUUAUACUGCGCUUUCCCACCUACGCUAGGUACUUACCUCAAGGUACCUCACCUUAACGGUUAAGCUACCCUGCACGUAGCCUCGGCAUACGAUUGAAGUGACAAUCCGCGCCAAAGGUCAGUCUUGACUUUUUCUCAUGCCUCAUACAUCAAUUGUAAGCUACAGUCUAGUUGCUCCACGGAUCGGCUGUAUCCAUGGCAGCAUCACCCUCUCUUCCGCUUCGGCGACUUCUUAAGCAGCCUGAAACAUGGGCAGCUCCCAAUGUGACAGGCUUGCGAACCUCGGCCCGUCGCCAGCAGGUUUGGCUCCGAUGCUAUCACCAAGGCGUUAAUGCAGGCGCGGCGUCGCAACCGACAAGCCCUUCCCGGUUCCGCAAAGCUAUCAGCUUUGGCGCGUUUGGACUGCUGUUUGCAAGCCUGGGAUUCGUUGCAGCGGCGAGUCCCCUAGUUCCUGGUCUACUUGACGCAGCAAAACCGCGUUCCGAUGAAGAUACCUUGCGUGCCUACGUGCCCGAGAACGACGAGGCCGAAAAAGUGAAUGAUUUUAUCAACAGGCACCCAAUUGCGGUAGAGAUGCGCCAGAACCCCGAUAUGACCGAAUCUCGCCCCCACAUGAAACUCCCCGAUGCGCUGCGGCGGCAUAAUCUCACUGGCGGUACGCUUCUUGGACCUGGCCGGAUUACAGUGGCCCCUGUUUGCUGGACCGAAGAGGGAGGCAAGUCUCUCGUGUCAAUCACCCAUCUUGGCACAGAUAUUUGCGGUCACCCCGGCAUUGUGCACGGUGGAUUGCUUGCUACAAUGCUUGACGAGGGACUGGCGCGAUGCUGCUUCGGUGCUCUUCCACACAAGGUGGGCGUUACCGCUAAGCUUGAGAUCAACUAUAGAAAGCCAGUGCAUGCAGGCACGUAUGUCGUUUUACGGGCGCGCACGACGAGGGUAGAGGGGCGAAAGGCAUGGGUAGAGGGCCAGCUGGAAACGCUACCAGUGGACGGAGAAGAGCCUCUUGUCCUGGCGCAAGCCUCUGCACUUUUUGUCUCUCCCAGAUUUGCAUCGGUUAUGGCGAAGCUGAAUGCGACUUAAGAUCUCCGUAAACUGGAGCGCGACCUUUCGAUUCUGAAGGUACUCACACCGUAUUUCCAAUAGCCUGAGGGAAUGCGCUGGGGAGAUUGGAGAGAAGAGACGAUGCCAAAUCCAUAAGGGGGUUUGCGAGAGGUCUACUGACUGAGCUGGAAGCGCAUGUUCAACCCAAUCCGAUAUAUGUAUAGACCAUCUAAGCCACUAGACCGCCAAUCCUCUUGUAAGGUAGAUGGAUUGGUAGAU